Molecule: messenger RNA, 975 nt
Organism: Ochotona curzoniae (black-lipped pika)
Lineage: Eukaryota; Metazoa; Chordata; Mammalia; Lagomorpha; Ochotonidae
Gene: MSC
Product: musculin
Exons: 2
Coding region: 1-603 (200 amino acids)
Biological process (GO): regulation of transcription by RNA polymerase II; skeletal muscle tissue development
Molecular function (GO): DNA-binding transcription factor activity, RNA polymerase II-specific; protein dimerization activity; RNA polymerase II transcription regulatory region sequence-specific DNA binding
Source: RefSeq, a predicted model, not a curated record
AUGUCCACGGGCUCCGUGAGCGACCCGGAGGAGAUGGAAGUGCGGGGACUGAAGCGGGGGUACCCGGUCCCCGCCUCCAAGAGGCCGCCCUUGCGCGGAUCCGAACGCAGCUACGCCUCACCUAGUGAGAACUCGUCCGCGGAGGAAGAGGACCCGGACGGUGAAGAGGAGCGCGGCGCGGGAGGCUGCAAAAGGAAGCGGUCUCGUGCCGCUGGGGGUAGCGGCGCAAGCGUUGGUGCUGGCAGCUCCGGCGGCAAGAAGCCCCUCCCGCCCAAAAGUUCGGCCGCCGAGUGCAAGCAGUCUCAGAGGAACGCGGCCAACGCCCGCGAGCGCGCCCGGAUGCGCGUGCUGAGCAAAGCCUUCUCCAGGCUCAAGACCAGCCUGCCCUGGGUGCCCCCGGACACCAAGCUCUCCAAGCUGGACACGCUGCGGCUGGCUUCCAGUUACAUCGCGCACCUGCGGCAGCUGCUGCAGGAGGACCGCUACGAGAAUGGCUACGUGCACCCGGUGAACCUGACGUGGCCGUUCGUAGUCUCUGGACGGCCUGACCCCGACACCAAGGAAGUUGCCGCUGCGGGCAGACUCUGUGGAACCACCGCUUAGAUCGCACUGGAACUCACUUACUGGGAUUAUUCGUUCAUCCCAAGCUUGUGGAGGCUGCGGAGGGAAGGCAGAGAAGGAGAGCACUGCCACGUGGCGGGCAGAAGAUUCUGCCGAGCCUUCUCCAGAAUUGCGGACACCACGGGGAGGGGCGGGCGGGAGGCCGCUGCCGAGCUGGUUCACGACCUUCGCCUCUGCAGAAAAGAGCUCCUUUUUCCGGAACGACGCGAACCUGGAGCCAGCCUGUGGCUUGCGCUCUGGACGCUAAAUCCGGCCCCGUCUUGGGAGCCCCGCGGAGCCAGAGGGACAGUCACUGCAGUGGCUGAGCUGUGCACAAACUGCGAGGUUAGAGCGCGUUCGCAUCCGCUUUGAAUA